Molecule: messenger RNA, 840 nt
Organism: Colletotrichum phormii
Lineage: Eukaryota; Fungi; Ascomycota; Sordariomycetes; Glomerellales; Glomerellaceae
Exons: 1
Coding region: 1-840 (279 amino acids)
Source: RefSeq, a predicted model, not a curated record
AUGUCACGAGGACACAGGAUGUCGAAACGCUCUUCCAAACGCAGGCACGCAAGCCCAGAGCCGGACUCCGGUCUCACAGAGGGGCUUUCCAUUAUCAAGGCCCGUCGCUAUCCCCCGCGAAAAGACGUCGAAUACCCAACAGGAAGACACCGAUCUCUGUACGAACCUCCUCCUCGUUCCCCCAGACGCCACCACCGACACAGCCGCCAAAUCGAAGCAAAGUCAGACACAGACGGCGAUCUGAAGAUGAUCCCCAUGCGCCCAGCGUCACCCUCAACCGCCCUCGUUCUCAGAACGAAACCCCCAAGCCAUAAAAAGGCCCACCAUACAAACGACGACGGCUACUUGGAUAUCGUGAGGCGCCGCCGAAAGCCCAAGCCCGAGAUCGAGCUAGAGCCCACGAUCCGCAGGACCUCGAAACGUCGCCGCAGCAUAGACGAUACCGGACGCGAGAUACAUCAGCAACAGAGCAGCGACCUCGUCGUCGACAACUACCGCUUCCGCAACCACAUCCUGUCUCUCCUGGACGAGCAACGCACGUCGGUCGAGUCGUGGGCCCACAGCGUCGGAGCGGGGGGCCCGGCUGAGCCGAUGGACUGGCAGCCCGAGCAGGAGCGGGUCGUUUACAUUGCCCGUGACCUCGUGGAGUACGGCUGCUACGAGGAGCGGUGGAGAAUCGGGGGUGAGCAGCAGCAGCAGCAGCUAGAGGACAAGCCGACAACGCCGACGGCGCAGCUCUCGUCGGAAUUAGUGUCGUGGGCCGGUCAGACAGAGGUGGAUGGGUCGACGAUGUGUGGGGCGGCGGUACUUGGCUUAGGUCUUGUGGAUGGGAUUGAGUGA